UCUGGACCAAGAGGAACCAGAGUCUCUACAGAUUAAAGAGGAAGAGGAGAAGCGGUUUGAACUGAAGCAGGAGGCUGAUACCUUUAUGUUGACUCCUGAUAAUGAAGAAAGUCAUCACAUGGAACCAGAACCAGACACUGACCACCAGCUCCUCUCUGCUGUAGCUGAGAGUCAAGAUCAGAGAGUCCACAUGAGAAAUGUUACAGGUGAAAAGCCCCACAUGUGCAACAUUUGUAAUAAAUGUUUUGAGUUUAAAAGCAAUUUGGUGAUCCACAUAAGAACUCACACAGGUGAGAAACCCCAUGUUUGCCCCAUUUGUAAGAAAUGUUUUGCACAGAAAUCUACCUUGACGAACCAUGUGAGAACUCACACAGGUGAGAAACCCCAUGUUUGCCACAUUUGUAAGAAAUGUUUUGCAAUGAAAUCUACCUUGACAAACCACGUGAGAACUCACACAGGUGUGAGGCCAUUCUCUUGUGAAACAUGCGGUAAGUGUUUUCUGCAAAGUUCAGAUUUGACAAACCAUGUGAGAACUCACACAGGUGAGAAGCCAUAUUCUUGUGAAUUAUGCGGAACAUCUUUUCGUUCAAGUUCAUGUUUGAUCAAGCACAAACGAACUCACACAGGUGAGAAGCCCCAUGUUUGCCACAUUUGUAAGAAAUGUUUUACGUUUAAAAGUUACUUGAUGAACCACAUGAGAACUCACACAGGUGAGAAGCCCUAUGUUUGCCACAUUUGUAAGAAAUGCUUUACAUGUAGAGGUACCUUGGUGAACCACUUGAGAAUUCACACAGGUGAGAAGCCUUAUUCUUGUGAAACAUGCGGAAUGUCCUUUCAUUCAAUUUCAUGUUUGUUCAAGCACAAACAAACUCACACGGAUGAGAGACCAUUCUCUUGUGAGACAUGUGCUAAGUGUUUUCUACAUCGUUCAGAUUUGAUGGACCACAUGAGAACUCACAUAUGGGAGAAGCCUUAUUCUUGUGAAACAUGCGGAAUGUCUUUUCAUUCAAAUUCAUGCUUGAUUAAGCACAAACAAACUCACACAGGUUGCCACAUUUGUAAGAAAUGUUUUACAUUUAAAAGUUACUUGAUGAACCACAUGAGAACUCACACAGGGGAGAAGCCUUAUUCUUGUGAAACAUGCAGAAUGUGUUUUGUGCAAAGUUAAGAAUUGAAAGAGCACAAGAUAAUUCACUCAGGUGAG
Molecule: messenger RNA, 1204 nt
Organism: Solea senegalensis (Senegalese sole)
Lineage: Eukaryota; Metazoa; Chordata; Actinopteri; Pleuronectiformes; Soleidae
Product: gastrula zinc finger protein XlCGF17.1-like
Source: RefSeq, a predicted model, not a curated record